GUGACGUGUCCCGCGCUUGGCGCAGCAGGAAGCGGCGGCGAACGCGGCCUGAAUUCCCGGCGCCGGCCCCAGCUCCUCUGCCGCUGCCGCCAUGCUCGACUUCUUCACCAUUUUCUCCAAGGGCGGGCUUGUGCUCUGGUGCUUCCAGGGCGUUAGCGACUCAUGCACCGGACCCGUUAACGCGUUGAUUCGUUCCGUGCUGCUGCAGGAACGGGGAGGUAACAACUCCUUCACCCAUGAGGCACUCACACUCAAGUAUAAACUGGACAACCAGUUUGAGCUGGUGUUUGUGGUUGGUUUUCAGAAGAUCCUGACACUGACAUAUGUAGACAAAUUGAUAGAUGACGUGCAUCGGCUGUUUCGGGACAAGUACCGCACAGAGAUCCAACAGCAAAGUGCUUUAAGUUUAUUAAAUGGCACUUUUGAUUUCCAAAAUGACUUCCUGCGGCUCCUUCGUGAAGCAGAGGAGAGCAGUAAGAUCCGUGCUCCCACUACCAUGAAGAAAUUUGAAGAUUCUGAAAAGGCCAAGAAACCUGUGAGGUCCAUGAUUGAGACACGGGGGGAAAAGCCCAAGGAAAAAGCAAAGAAUAGCAAAAAAAAGGGGGCCAAGAAGGAAGGUUCUGAUGGUCCUUUGGCUACCAGCAAACCAGUCCCUGCAGAAAAGUCAGGUCUUCCAGUGGGUCCUGAGAACGGAGUAGAACUUUCCAAAGAGGAGCUGAUCCGCAGGAAGCGCGAGGAGUUCAUUCAGAAGCAUGGGAGGGGUAUGGAGAAGUCCAACAAGUCCACGAAGUCAGAUGCUCCAAAGGAGAAGGGCAAAAAAGCACCCCGGGUGUGGGAACUGGGUGGCUGUGCUAACAAAGAAGUGUUGGAUUACAGUACUCCCACCACCAAUGGAACCCCUGAGGCUGCCUUGUCUGAGGACAUCAACCUGAUUCGAGGGACUGGGUCUGGGGGGCAGCUUCAGGAUCUGGACUGCAGCAGCUCUGAUGACGAAGGGGCUGCUCAAAACUCUACCAAACCUAGUGCGACCAAGGGAACACUGGGUGGCAUGUUUGGUAUGCUGAAGGGCCUUGUGGGUUCAAAGAGCUUGAGUCGUGAAGACAUGGAAUCUGUGCUGGACAAGAUGCGUGAUCAUCUCAUUGCUAAGAACGUGGCUGCAGACAUUGCCGUCCAGCUCUGUGAAUCUGUUGCCAACAAGUUGGAAGGGAAGGUGAUGGGGACGUUCAGCACGGUGACUUCCACAGUAAAGCAAGCCCUACAGGAGUCCCUGGUGCAGAUUCUGCAGCCACAGCGUCGUGUAGACAUGCUCCGGGACAUCAUGGAUGCCCAGCGUCGCCAGCGCCCUUAUGUCGUCACCUUCUGCGGCGUUAAUGGAGUGGGGAAAUCUACUAAUCUUGCCAAGAUUUCCUUCUGGUUGUUAGAGAAUGGCUUCAGUGUCCUCAUUGCUGCCUGUGAUACAUUUCGUGCUGGGGCCGUGGAGCAGCUGCGUACACACACCCGGCGUUUGAGUGCCCUACACCCUCCAGAGAAGCAUGGUGGCCGCACCAUGGUGCAGUUGUUUGAAAAGGGCUAUGGCAAGGAUGCUGCUGGCAUUGCCAUGGAAGCCAUUGCUUUUGCACGUAACCAAGGCUUUGACGUGGUGCUGGUGGACACGGCAGGCCGCAUGCAAGACAAUGCCCCUCUGAUGACUGCCCUGGCCAAACUCAUUACUGUCAAUACACCUGAUUUGGUGCUGUUUGUAGGAGAAGCCUUAGUAGGCAAUGAAGCCGUGGACCAGCUGGUCAAGUUCAACAGAGCCUUGGCUGACCAUUCUAUGGCUCAGACACCUCGGCUCAUUGAUGGCAUUGUUCUUACCAAAUUUGAUACCAUUGAUGACAAGGUAAACGUGAGACUGGAGGCUGGAAUGGGCGUCCUGCACAAAGGAGCUGAGGCUGCAAGGAAAUCUUGGCUCCAGCGCUUCCUGUUCCUGAGAGGCUUCAAAAUGCAUCUUACCUGAUGUACCCCUUGUGGAGAUCUCACAUGUCAGUCGCUUGAAAUAUUCUGGAAGAUCGGCAUAGUCAUCUCCAUAGGAGAUGACUUUAAUCCCCUUGUCCAGCAUGUUUUCUCGAAGCUUUUUGAACUCAUCUACGUCUCCUCUCCGAACCAGCAUGAAAUGUUCUAGGUCAGAUUUAUGCUUGACAGCCUCCAAGAAAAGGGCCUGGAAAGUGGUGUCAUCCACAGUCCAGCCACAGCCCAGGAAAAGAAAUGACUUGUUUUCGUAGAGUUUCUGAAUUUCUCUCUGGAAGGAAAAGAUACAACAUAUUGACAUUGUGAAGACACACUCAAGGCAAGUCUGAAACAAGAAGGUCAUGCUACGUUGAGCAGACUGUGAUGACCAAUUAAGCAAGACUUAAGUGGGUUGGUAUGUCCCAUCAAGGAGUGUGAUCUCUUGCUUAUUGCUGUAACUUGAUGAUUGGUCUAAAAUUUUAUCUUUACCUGCCAUUCUUCUGUAGGCUCUCUAAUCAGCGUUUCAUAGAGCUGGUGUCAGUGUACUGGUGCAGUAGUUUACUUCUUUAUUUUUUAUGCUUUAUAUAUUUUUUGAGACGGAGUCUCACUCUUUCACCUGGGCUAGAGUGUAGUGGUGUGACCUCGGCUUACUGCAACCUCCACCACCCUGGUUCAAGUGACUCUCAUGCCUCAGCCUCCCGAGUAUAUUACAAGUGUGCACCACCACACCCAGCUAAUUUUUGAAUGUUUAGUAGAGACGGGGUUUUGCCAUGUUGGCCAGGCUGGUCUGGUACUCCCGACCUCGAGUGAUCCACCCACCUUGGCCUCCCAAAGUGCUGGGAUUACAGGCGUGAGCCACUGCACUUGGCCAGUAGUUUACUUUUUUAUUUUUAUUUUAUUUUUGAGACAGAGUCUUGCUCUGCCACCUAGGCUGGAGUGCAGUGGCAUGGUCUUGGCUCACUGCAACCUCCUCUGCCUCCCAGGUUCAAGCGAUUCUCCUGCCUCAGACUCCCAAGUAGCUGGCAUUACAGGCACCUGCCAGCACGCCCAGCUAAUUUUCCUAUUUUUAGUAGAGACAGGGUUUCACCAUGUUGGCCAGGCUGGUCUGGAACUCCUGACCUCAUGUGAUCUGCCUGCCUCAGCCUCCCAAAGUGUUGGGAUUACAGGCGUACUUUUUUAGAUUUAUGUGCCCAGAGGUCAUUGUGCAAAGAGUAGGUCUUCAUAUAUCUUAAUCCUUCCAUUUCUGGACCAUAUUUGCCUUUGUCUCACAAACUGAACUGUGAAUCACCAGAGAAGAUAAUUCCAUCAUCGGAUUUGCUCAAGGAAAGGCGUUUGAUACUUAGAACAUCAGUAUGUGUGUGUGUGUGUAUACAUAUACACACACAAAAACACAGAAAUGACUGCCUAAGGGAUCACUCAAUGUCAGAGAUGGAUGCAGUUAUGGCAGAUGUUGGGAAAGAAUGGGUAAAAAGAAAAAAAAGUCCCUUGUGCUUUAGACAAUACAUUUUCUCGGUCUUUUGCCUCAUUAUUAAAAGAUGCUAUAAUCUAUAUGACCCAGUCCUGAAAACAGCAAACAAGAUUCUUAGAGCUGGGGGCAGCGAAUACUUCUGGUUUGAACAUGUUUAUCUGAACAAGUCGAAAAUGUGCAUCCCAAAAGAUCAAUAAGCUUUUCACAAAGAGUAAGUGUGAAUAAAUGUGGUUAAUUCAA
Homo sapiens (human) is the source of this 3694-nucleotide messenger RNA. It is a transcript of the gene SRPRA, whose product is annotated as SRP receptor subunit alpha. NCBI's taxonomy places the organism in Eukaryota, Metazoa, Chordata, Mammalia, Primates, Hominidae. Gene Ontology annotation, biological process: SRP-dependent cotranslational protein targeting to membrane; intracellular protein transport. The coding region runs from base 92 to 1996 and encodes 634 amino acids. The record is from RefSeq and is a predicted model, not a curated record. Gene Ontology annotation, molecular function: GTPase activity; signal recognition particle binding; GTP binding. The transcript is spliced from 14 exons. Gene Ontology annotation, cellular component: signal recognition particle receptor complex; endoplasmic reticulum membrane.